Messenger RNA from Ananas comosus (pineapple), 1983 nucleotides. Its product is annotated as digalactosyldiacylglycerol synthase 2, chloroplastic-like. The coding region runs from base 298 to 1767 and encodes 489 amino acids. Lineage: Eukaryota; Viridiplantae; Streptophyta; Magnoliopsida; Poales; Bromeliaceae. The record is from RefSeq and is a predicted model, not a curated record. Gene Ontology annotation, molecular function: digalactosyldiacylglycerol synthase activity. The transcript is spliced from 6 exons. Gene Ontology annotation, biological process: galactolipid biosynthetic process. Gene Ontology annotation, cellular component: chloroplast outer membrane.
AUUUAAUCGACAAAAAAAAAAAAAAAAAAAAAUUCCCCCGAACUCGAAUACGCCAUUGUCGCGAAUAGAAUAUCUUCGCGACAACGAAGGAGAGAGAAGAGAGAGCUACGAAUCUCUCUGUUUCUCUUUCUCUCUCUCGAUUCGGGGGUUUCUUCGAUCAGGAAUUCGCGAAGCGCAAAAUUGAAUAGAUUCCGGUUGAACGCCGAAAUUCUAAUUAAGUAUUGUUCCCCUUGAGAAGCAUGAAUUGAGACGUGUACGCAAUAACUGGUGCUAUCCUCAAUUGUCGCUGAUGAGACGAUGUCGAUGAGGCAGCAUAUUGCAAUAUUUACUACCGCAAGUCUUCCAUGGUUGACCGGAACUGCAGUCAACCCUUUAUUCCGAGCCGCUUAUCUUGCAAAAAGUGGCGAAAGGGAUGUUACUUUGGUGAUCCCUUGGCUCUCAUUGAAGGACCAAGAAUUGGUUUAUCCCAACAAAAUUACAUUUGAUUCACCGUCGGAGCAGGAAAGCUAUGUUUAUAGGUGGCUCGAGGAAAGGAUUGAUUUUAGACCAAAGUUCGGCAUUAAAUUCUAUCCUGGGAAGCAGUUUUCUAAAGAAAUGAGGAGCAUACUACCUGUUGGAGAUUUAACAAAGUGCAUUCCUGAUGAAGAGGCUGAUAUUGCCGUCCUGGAGGAACCCGAGCAUCUCAACUGGUACCACCAUGGGCGUAAGUGGAAAAACAAAUUCCGUCGAGUAAUUGGCAUUGUUCAUACCAAUUAUCUGGAGUAUGUGAGGAGAGAGAAGAACGGACAGCUACUGGCCUUCUUUCUCAAGUAUGCCAAUACUUGGGUUACUCGCAUCUAUUGCCACAAAAUUAUCCGAUUAUCAGCUGCCACCCAGGAACUUCCAAGGUCUAUUGUAUGCAAUGUCCAUGGUGUCAAUCCAAAAUUUCUUAAAAUUGGCAAGGAAAAGCUAGAGCAGUUGCAGAGAGGGGAGGUGGCAUUCACAAAGGGUGCUUACUAUAUUGGGAAGAUGGUGUGGAGUAAAGGCUAUAGGGAACUACUUAAUCUACUAUCGAAAAACCAGAGCAAAUUAACUGGCCUUCAGGUGGAUUUGUAUGGAAGUGGAGAAGAUUCUGAUGAAGUGCAAAGAGAAGCAGAAAAAUUGAGUUUGGCUGUGAAAGUUCACCCUGGUCGUGAUCAUGCUGAUCCUCUGUUUCACGACUACAAGGUUUUUCUGAAUCCGAGCACAACUGACGUGGUGUGCACGACAACAGCAGAAGCACUUGCAAUGGGAAAAAUUGUCAUCUGCGCCAACCACCCCUCCAAUGACUUCUUCAAGCAAUUCCCUAACUGCCACAUUUACAACAACGAAGACGAAUUUGUAAAGUUAACACUUGAUGCUCUAUCCGGACAGCCCGAGCCACUGACAGAUGAGCAAAGGCAUGAGCUCUCAUGGGAAGCCGCCACUGAGAGAUUCAUCGAUGCCGCGGAGCUAAACCAUGCCAAUGUUUCUACUCAAAAGAGUCUUCCUCCUAAAAUGGCUUUCCUACCGGCUUCUCUGAGAAUGAGCAAAUUGAAGAAAAGUGUGGAGGAUGCUUCUGCUUAUUUGCACCAAAGUGUUUCAGGAAUUGAGGUUGUGCGCCGCGCUUUUGGUGCUGCUCCGAAAAGCUUAAAGCCAGAUGAACAGCUGCGCAAGGAGCUAGGGAUUGACAUUCCUCCACGCAAGAAGAGGAGCAUUACUUCGGUUCUACCGAAGCGAUUGUUAAGCAAAAAAAACAAGACAUCUUGAAGCGCUGUUCAAAGUUAAAAAGAUAUUCUACAAUUAUCAGAGGGGGUAUUGAAUUAAUUGUUUAUUUGUUUCUUUACAUAAACAGGGGAUUUCCAUGUUUUGUAAAACAAAACCAGUAACUUAUUGUAUAUAUAUGUGCUCUUUGUGAAAGUGUGACAUAGAUAAAAUGUAAAGCAUUAGGAGAUUUCUUUUAUAGCGAGUUUCAUUUAUAUUUCC